UCUUUGUCAGGUCGCUUGGUGAGGAGCAGAGCAUCUUCCUCCUCCUCAUUCACUCUCUCUCUCUCUCCUCAUUGCCAUAACAACGGAUGCAGCGCAUCGGACUGAUCAACGUUCAUCAGCCGCGUGGGGCGGAAUAAACCCGCACCGGUGCCGUUAAGACUCCGCAAAGGUGACACGCACGCACGCGCCUCUCCGAACUAUUUACGUCUAACCGUUUAAGCCGCUUGAGGGAGAUCCUCACCGGGGUUAUUCGGUAACGGUACACCCGGGGAAGGCGAAGGAAGAAGGAGAAGCCGAGAGCAGGAAGUGCAGCGUGGGAAAGCGGGGAAAAUCUCCGGGGAUCUCCAGCGCUCAUUUCUCCAUCUACGGUCCUCCACGUUAGUUUUUUUCCGCCAUGGCUCGAGAGAACGGCGAGGCCAGCGGGGAUUGCUCGUGGAAGAAGCAGGUCGAUGAUAUCAAGGAGAUGUUUGAAUUCAAAGAGGUUCUUGGGACGGGUGCGUUCUCAGAGGUGGUCCUGGCAGAGGAGAGGUCCACGGGAAAGAUGUUUGCUGUGAAGUGCAUCCCUAAAAAAGCGCUGAAGGGGAAGGAGACCAGCAUCGAGAAUGAGAUUGCCGUUCUACGCAAAAUUAAACAUGAGAACAUAGUGGCGUUGGAGGACAUCUAUGAAAGCUCCAAUCACCUCUACCUAAUAAUGCAGCUUGUGUCUGGUGGCGAGUUGUUCGACCGGAUCGUGGAGAAAGGUUUCUACACGGAGAAAGAUGCCAGUACGCUUAUCAGACAAGUACUAGAUGCUGUAAACUACCUCCACAGUAUGGGAAUCGUACACAGAGAUCUAAAGCCAGAGAAUCUGCUAUAUUUCAACCCUCAAGAUGGCUCAAAGAUCAUGAUUAGUGAUUUCGGUUUGUCUAAGAUGGAGGGGACAGGUGAUGUCAUGUCCACAGCCUGCGGAACGCCGGGAUACGUGGCUCCAGAGGUUCUCGCUCAGAAGCCAUACAGUAAAGCUGUGGACUGCUGGUCUAUCGGGGUCAUUGCCUACAUCCUAUUGUGUGGUUACCCUCCGUUUUAUGAUGAGAAUGACUCCAAACUCUUUGAGCAGAUCCUGAAAGCAGACUAUGAGUUCGAUGCGCCGUACUGGGAUGAUAUAUCUGAUUCAGCGAAAGACUUCAUCAGCUGUUUGAUGGAAAAGGACCCAACCAAGCGAUACACAUGUGAACAGUCCCUUCGACAUCCCUGGAUCGCAGGAGACACUGCUCUCUGCAAGAACAUCCAUGAGUCUGUCAGUCGACAGAUGCGCAAAAACUUUGCAAAAAGCAAAUGGAGACAAGCCUUCAACGCCACCGCCGUGGUUCGCCACAUGAGGAGACUGCAGUUGGGCAGCAGCAUGGGGAGCAGCAUGGACCAAUCAAACAACGCCAACCAGAACCGCAUACUGAACGCCAACCAGAAUCCAAACCUACCACCGAACACCACACCAAACUCCACUGCUGCACUUACCCAAAAUCACAAAGCUGCUCCCAACGCAAACGCCGUUCUCAUUAAUGAUGUGGCCACAGCAACCACCUCUAUGACACGCAAAGACUGUACUGCCUCUCCCCACACUUCCUGUUCCCUGGCAUCAGCUGCUUCCUCCUCUGCCUCAGGGGCGGAGCCCUGCAGGCCACUCCCUCCCUCAGUUGCGUCGGUGAGCACAGUGCUAACUGGGACCAAGUGACGCCAGGUUCUGCGGGGAGAGAGCUGGGAGGCCACUGCCCUGUGAGCCCCGCCCCUCAGCCCGCUCCCUGCCCUGCCGCCCAAUAAGGCAGAGGACUGACCCAUCACCAUAGCAACCACCGUGAGGCUCAAAACACUGCGUGCACCUAACGCACUCCUGCCAUUUAACCUCCAGGCCACUAGAGGGUGCAAUGCAUGCAGCGGCAGGAGUCAGAGAUUUCCAGCAGAAGGCUUCCAUUUUGAGAAGUGAAUUUGUGUGGCUGGAUAGAACUGUGAUGUCUUUGCUAUGAAUGUGCUACGAACCUCUCCAGCCAUGAAAAAAAAAAAAAAAAAAACGAACGAAGAGCGCAGAGGUUUAGGUGCGAAAGCGUGUGCAUGAUCAUGUCCGCACUUAUUGGAGGACAGCGCCAAUGUCAAAUGAUUCUUCUUACUAUAUUGUAACAUGUCUAGCUCUUCCCUCUUACCCUCUUUUCCCUCUUUACUUUCUCUAUCUACUCACGAUUUAUUGUAUUUCUCUUUAGCUACCAUUUUGAUCUUUUGGGGCUUUCCAAUGAUGUGUCACGCUGACCUGCAGAAGUGCUUUUAAUAAUCACGUUAGACUGUUUUGCGACAUUUUUGGAGUCGAGACUUCUGUUUGCACAUUAAUAUGAGAGAACAGGUAGCGCAAUUGCUAGCGUUUUACGAGGUGGGAGAUUAUUGAUUUGUGACCUUGCCAUCGGGUUUUAGCAUGGGGAAGUUCAAGAUAUCUGUUAAAACAUGCAAUAUGUUUGAUUGUUAUCUUACCUUACUGGAUUUUUUUUUAAGCAGAGAGAAAAACUGCUUGAUCCUGUUACUCUCUGCUUCAAACUUUACUUUAAAUAAACACAGGCAGUCAGUGUUAGUUAUUGAAUAUAGUAUAACUGUUAAUACGCAACACAAAUCUCCCGAAAAAGCCAUGGCAGCAUCUUUCUAUGCCCAGUGUACGAGUUCUCAGGGAAUUCCGCAGCUGCACUGGGCAACAUACUGAUGGUAUCUUUAGUAACGUCUCCAUGGUUUGAGAUUGUCUCAUCCAGCUGGAAUAAAGUCAAAAAUAUCGAUUAGGAUGAUAGACAGUUGUUUAUCUCUCACAACGAUUGUAUUACAAUUUGAUCAUGCGGGAAAACUGAUAUGUUAUGCUACGUUCACGCCGUUUCGGAAUUAGCCUACCGUGAUUACAAACUCCUGAUAGAGAGCAAAAGUCGGGUUCUGGAAGUAAGUCCCAUCAGUUUUCUCAAUUGGAGAUUUGUUUUUUAACCAUAACUUAUAAGCCUUUAAUCACCUACUGUGAGCUACGAGAUUGUUUAUCAGUGGUAUAUGUUUUUUUUUUUUUUUUUUACAUUUAUCGAUUGCAUUAUUUCAGCGUUUUUUAAUAAUAAUAAUGUUCAACAGUGGGAGUCCUAGUGAAAAACUACAUUGCCCAUGAUUCAGAAAAAAAAAAACCCUACACUCCCAUGAACCACUAAUGCUAAUGACUGAUGUAAUCUCCCUACACUUUUAAACUACUUAAAUAUUUUUUUUGUGUGUGUGUAUAUAUAUAUAUAUAUAUAUAUAUAUAUAAGUGCUGGUCAAAUUAAUGCAUUAUCACAUUAACACAUUAAUUGAUAAAUGCAGACAAUUAUUUUAUCAUGCGUUGACGCAGUUUUUUAUUACGAAAAUCCGUUGCACGCUGACUCUGAAUACACAUACAGACAAAUCAUGGGUCACAGGUGGGGAUGAUCCCGAUCAAAUUAUUUAGGCUAAGCAUCAACAUUCACAAACCACUGUCCACUGUUAUUUUUAACAGAAAAGAAUGCAACGAGCUUGUAUUAUUCUGAAUCAUAUGGGACGUGGUAACACGAGUCACAAUAUAUUGCUUUACAGAUCUAUCGCUUUUGCCGCUCAGAAAUAUUCACACAGUCAUGCAGCAAGUAGGCCUAAGAGAAGAUCUGCACUCUGGUGUGGUUAGUGUUUACACUCACUGAUCUAUAUAUAACUGAACCACGCUCUUGCCCACCUCUUCCAACCGAGCCAGGGAUUGCUAAACAUGGCCAUCACACUAGUCAAAUGAACCAGGCUUUGGGGUCAAACGCACUCCGGCACAGUUAAGAUUGCCUGGUGUGAGCACCCCCCUAUUAUUCUCCCACACACGAGUCUCUAUCUGCCCAUCAAAUGUUGGUCCCGUGAUAAUGCAGGUCUCUAAUAGGAAGGUGCCUGUUAUAAUGUUAUGAUCGAGGCUCUGGACUCUGUGCAUAACUUGUUUUUCUUUAACAAACUAUAAAAUAUUUCUAUAAAAAUGUCAAUGUCCUGGCAGUGACAGAUAGCUUGUUUUAUAUUUAAUUUAAAGUUGAUAUUUAGGCUACAAUAAAUAUUUUAACUGCUACUAUGUAAAAGGAACACUGCUGUAAAAAGCAUCUUAUUUGUUUAAAGUGUUUGCAAACCAAAUUUUAUUACACUUUUGUUCAUAUAGCAGUACUUUUAAAUGAAAAAAAGUGCACAAUACACUACUUUUGAAUGCAUUAUUAGUUUUGUGCAUAAUGUGAUUAAUCCCAGACAAUAAUGCAAUUAAUCGAGAUUUUUUUAAAAAUGUAAUCGUUGCCCAGCACUAAUAUUUAUAUUAGCAUAUAUUAUUGUGUAUAUUUUGCAAUACACAAUCACACACAUCUUUAAAUAAAUAUUUGUAUAUUUAUUUGAUGUUUUUAAUUUGUUGUUUGUAGUGCUUCAUGGGAUAGUAGUUCUUUCCCUCAUUAGAGAUAUUUUCUCUGAUUUUCAAAUACUUCAAAUCAAAGUUUAUAAUGUUGUGAGUUACCUAGUUUCUGGUUGGUUUGGUUAAUGGCUUAUAACUCUUAGACGGGGAAAAUGAAUGGAAAGAAUACUUCCGGAUCCAAGUCUACUGAUAAUAGAGUGCAAUAGUGGCCGCCCACUUUACACGUUGGAAACAAGUUAGGAUACCUGUUACUAUUUCUGCAACUAUUUGUGAUUCUAGUGGAAUAUAAAUUUCGCUUUAAAAGGCAGUUUUGUAUGUAUACUGCUUAAUCUUUCUAUUUGAUGUCAUUUUAUUAUAGCCAGCAUAUCAUGGUGUGCUUUCUUCGCUCUUCCUGAUUUUGCAAAAAAGUGGCUAUUUAACAUGGCUGUUAAGUAUUUUGCAGUAAAGUCAUCAUUAUGCAUUUACAUGUUGCGUAAUUCUGACUGAACGCGAACGCAGCAUAACUUUCAGUAACUGUAAACAUCUUUUUCUGUAUGACUCAAAAGUGUCUGAAUUUAUAGCAUUGGUUUAAGGGCUAAGUUAAGAUUUUUACACAUCCUUAUUCAUGGGUGACUGCUCUUCUGUCCCCGAACAGCUCUGCUUAUUAUGUCCUGUCGGGUUUUUAAAGUGACUGAUGUCUUCUUUGCCCUUUAUGGUUUGUUAAUAUCACAGGAGGGAACCUUGUCUACAGACAAGAUUUAGGAGUGUGUGACAUUUUCCAAAGUGCCAUCGAAAAUCUUCAUGCAUUUCUUAUUAGUUUCAUCCUGAAUGUUUGUUUCGGUGUGGGGGGCGCUUUACCGUGAGGGGUUUGAGCUAAUGGGUUUAUUUUUCAGUCGGGUCAUGCAUGCACCAUUUUGUCUUCAUUUUCACACUUGAGAGGAGUUCGUAAUCUCACAACCGAGAUGAGCUGCAAAGCUUUUCACAAAACUGGGGCGACGUUAUGAUUUUGUAUGUCAUGAAAGCUGCUUUCUUUGAGAGUGAACCAUACUGCACAUUUCUGUUUAAUUCAGAGCAGUUUAUGCUGUAAGCAUGAGGUGUUUGAUAAGUAACAGUUGUUUAAAUGAAUGUUGAGCUCUUUUGAUAGUAUUUGUGGCGUAAUGUUGAUUACCACAGGAAAUCAUUUCAAUUUGUCUCUUAGUUUGUAAGAAAAAAAGCCAUCUGUAUAGAAAGGCAUAUAAAGACACUAUGGGUUUUCUUAAAGCACCUCUAUUAAUUUCUGUUAUUUGAGUUAGUUAACUGUCCUAGGCUUAUAAUUUGAUGUUAUCUACAUAUUUUGUCAUUGUAAACAGUACCUUUGUGCAUACUGUAUGAAAUUUGCCAGAUUUGUUUUAUUUUUGAAACUGAAUGUAACUUUUCAAACAAGGUCAGGAAGCAAUUUUUACAACUAGUCUCAUUCUUUGAAAACUGUGCAUGAAAAGCAUUUGAUGUAGUAACAAUUUUUACUUAGAAAUUGCUAGUAAAUUUCACAAAAAAAUUCUAAAGAAAUGGCAAGUAAAACAUUGCAUUUAAAUUUUAAAGUAGAAAGCCUGAAAUUAGUAUUUUAUCUUUUCUGUAAUACAUAUUCCAGUUAUCUUGAAAAAAAAAAAAAAAUACAAGUGCAGUGUUAACAUUUAUUUCAUUGCCAUUUCUUGGCCCUGUGGACUUUGAUUGUAAGUGCAUUACUAUAAAUGUCAUUUUGCUUGUUUUUAUAAACUAAGGACAACUAGAGAUGAUUUUCUGUGGUAACAGGGCUUAACAUUUUUGGCUUGAGUGUUCAUGUAGUCUGUGUUUGUAAGUGUCACUUUCUUCUGUGUGUAUUUAUGGUUGUAAAAUGCAGGAAAUUUGUCUGAUAUGCUGAUUUUGAUUUUUUUUAAACCCUCAUUAGGAUAUGCAGAAAAAGUAUAAACCAAAAUAUGGGGGUGUUUUGAACGAAGAUAAAUAAACCUAUAUACAGUUAACGGCACUGCAAGCCAAACAUAAUUGUAUUUUAAAUCUAUUAACUUACUAUAGUAAUGCAAUUCAGUAAAUACAUGCACAGAUGUGGCAUGGGUCACACACAAACACACCCUGAUCAGUCAGUGAGUGCAGUGAAGGUCACAGAGGUACACUUCGAUUACAGCAUCACUAUGGUCUGUCUGUGUCCAGAGCAAAUCACUCUGUGUGUCCAAAGGCUUUGUAAAUAGACUGUGAUUGUGUCGUGUCUGUCAUGUUGUCCCUGAGGAGAUGUCAGUGUGUCCGUUGCGUGUCUCAUCUCAUUCUCUUAACACUGCCUUUCUCUGCAGUUAUCAGCCACACUUGACUGUAAUUCACACAGAUGUAUAUUCACAAAUCUGUCUCUCGUUCAAUGUCGUACGUUUCGAGAAAACCACGUUUCUAUUGUACAAAUUUUCCACGUGCAACAUGAUGAAUAUUUAACGUCCUUCUCCGGACGAAUCGUUUCCUGAUGCUUUCUUUUCUUUUCUUUUUUUACCAACUCAGGCGUCACUUUUGCCUCUUAUGAUGAAAAAGCUGUGACUGACAAGUGUCUGUGCUACCCAGUGACUGUGCAGUUUUAAUCUUCUUUGCAAAUUAAAAGAAAGAGAAAAAACCUUGCAACUGCAUCGAAUGAUUUUAUAAAGAACUGCGAGCAUGUUAAAUGCGCUUUCCGAUUCAACCGAUUGUUUGCGUAUUUUCAGACGUCCUCACCGUGUAACUAUAUGUAUGAAGAAAUAUGUCUAUAUCUAUAUGAAUAUAUAUUUAAAAAAAUGCAACUCUGAUAAUGCAGGCCUUGUGAUCUCUGCAUCUCUGACACAACCUGUCUGAAAUAAAAGUUGCCCAGUGAAAUGUGAAUUAUAUACUCAUAUGCAUGUGACAAUGAUGAUCAUAUUUUGGGAGUGGCAUACGAAUACUAACUUUACUGUGACGUGAUCUUCUGUUGAUAUGGGGCUUGUAUAUCCAAUGCCUUUGACAAUCAUCUGCACAUAUCAGAGUUUUUAUUCUGUGCUGUAAAGCAAUGGGAAAUUAAUUACUGUUUUUUUCCUUUCUUUUUCUUUCCUUUUUCCUUAAAUAAAUCCUAAAUGAUCAUGA
Messenger RNA from Carassius gibelio (silver crucian carp), 7495 nucleotides. RefSeq names its product calcium/calmodulin-dependent protein kinase 1Da (gene camk1da). The transcript has 11 exons. Gene Ontology annotation, cellular component: intracellular anatomical structure; cytoplasm. The coding region runs from base 395 to 1711 and encodes 438 amino acids. The record is from RefSeq and is a predicted model, not a curated record. Gene Ontology annotation, biological process: peptidyl-serine phosphorylation. Gene Ontology annotation, molecular function: calmodulin binding; calcium/calmodulin-dependent protein kinase activity; ATP binding. NCBI's taxonomy places the organism in Eukaryota, Metazoa, Chordata, Actinopteri, Cypriniformes, Cyprinidae.